UAAACACAAAUUGUAAAUUGGACAAAUUGAUAAUGUUUUUCAAGAGUUUCCAGGGCGGCUAUACAGUUACUUUGGAUAUCUUUAAGUUGGUUUAUUACACUUUAGCCACUUCAAACCUAUCGAGGGAUUAAAGUUGUAAAAAUGAAUUUUCGGAAUUUAAACCUCUCUUUGAACAUAUUUCAAGCUUUGAAUUGUUUCUAUUGUAACAGUCCCACCUUUUCCUUUGAGACGUUGAGCUCCACUUGGCUUGGUCAUAUUAUUGGUUCAGUUGGUGAUUCAUCUACUUUCUUAUUUACCUCAGAGUCAGUUAAUGAAGGUCAUCCGGAUAAGAUAUGUGACCAAGUUUCCGAUGCCGUCCUAGACGCUUGCCUUGAAAGGGACCCUCUCGCAAAGGUAGCUUGUGAGACAGCUACAAAGACUGGCAUGGUUAUGGUUUUUGGUGAAAUAACUGUAAAGGGUGCUACUAUUGAUUAUGAGAAGGUUGUGAGAGAUACCAUAAAGGAGAUUGGUUUCGAUGAUGAGAAGAAGGGCUUGGACUAUAAGACUUGUCGAGUGUUGGUUGAGUUACAUCAACAGUCACCAG
Messenger RNA from Galdieria sulphuraria, 583 nucleotides. Its product is annotated as S-adenosylmethionine synthetase. Lineage: Eukaryota; Rhodophyta; Bangiophyceae; Galdieriales; Galdieriaceae. The record is from RefSeq and is a predicted model, not a curated record. Gene Ontology annotation, biological process: S-adenosylmethionine biosynthetic process. Gene Ontology annotation, cellular component: cytosol. The transcript has 3 exons. The annotation marks the transcript as partial. Gene Ontology annotation, molecular function: methionine adenosyltransferase activity; ATP binding.